This is a messenger RNA of Myzus persicae (green peach aphid), 1321 nucleotides long. RefSeq lists its product as uncharacterized. The record is from RefSeq and is a predicted model, not a curated record. The transcript has 2 exons. Lineage: Eukaryota; Metazoa; Arthropoda; Insecta; Hemiptera; Aphididae. Gene Ontology annotation, biological process: DNA replication. Gene Ontology annotation, molecular function: DNA-directed DNA polymerase activity; DNA binding; nucleotide binding. The coding region runs from base 150 to 1175 and encodes 341 amino acids.
UGAACCAACACAAAAUGAUUUGCAGGGCGCACAAACCUAUUUUAUCGGAGAUUCCUAAGGAGGGUGAUAGCGUUGAGUUUAAGGCGUAGAAAAAGACACAGUGACACCCGUUUGUUAUAUACGCGGAUUUCGAAGCAUUGUUAGUGAAGAUGGAGAAAAAGAAGGGCGAAAAAACAACAAUUGUACAGAGACACGAAGCGAUGAGUUACGGAUUUUUGGUGAAGGCGGGCGACAACGUACCGGAGGAGUUAUUGGCCGAGUACGAGAUACCGGCGGGGCCGGUAAUCUACAGAGGCAGCGAAAACAGGACGGACGUGGCGAAACAUUUUGUGGAGCCGAUAGUUGAGGUGUCCCAGAAAAUUGAGAAACUGAUGAAGACAAAUAUUCCUAUAAUCAUGACCGAAGGUGAAGAAAAAACACACCAAGAGUGUAAUACGUGUAAUUUAUGUAAAUGUAGUUUAGCCGGGGGCGAUAAGGUUAGGGAUCAUGAUCAUUUGACGGGGAAAUUUAGGCAGACCUUGUGCUCUAGGUGUAACUUAGAGUUACAACAACCUAAAUUUAUCCCCGUAUUUUUCCAUAAUCUCUCAAACUAUGAUGCGCAUCUUAUAGUAACGGAACUUGGAUAUGAUACUCAGACUAUCAAUGUUAUACCGAACAGUGAAGAGAAGUAUGUAUCUUUCUUGAAAUAUAUAAGUAGUACCUUCAUUGUUCGGUUUAUCGACACGUUCCGGUUUAUGACGUCGAGUCUGUCGUCCCUGGCUGAAAAUUUAGUUACACCCGAACAUGACAACUUCCGUGGGACAGCCAAACAUUUUGUCACCGGAGAUAUGCCGCUCGUGAAUCGUAAGAGGGUGUACCCAUACGAGUACACGGAUAGUUGGAGUAAGCUGGACGAGACAAAUUUACCGAGGAAGCGAGAUUUUUAUAGUUCGUUGACAGAGACCGGGAUUAAGGAGGAAGAUUUUGAACACGCGAAGGAGGUCUGGGACCACUACUGCUGUACGACGUUGGGCGAGUACAGUGACUUUUAUUUGAAAAUCGAUGUGCUGUUGUUGGCGGACGUCUUUGAAAACUUCCGCGAUGUAUGCAUGAGGGCAUACAACUUGGACGCCGCUCAUUAUUUCACCGCCCCAGGCUUGAGUUUUGAUGUGAUGCUUAAGUUUACCGGUCAAUAGCUGCAGUUAUUGCAUUAUAACGACAUGUUGUUGAUGUUCGAAAAUGGUAUACGUGGUGGACUAGUGCAAGCGAGCAAACGGUAUGCGAAGGCGAAUAAUGUCAAGACCCUGCAUUACGAAGAGAUUAAAGAUAGAUCGUGGAUAAU